This is a messenger RNA of Echinococcus granulosus, 4014 nucleotides long. RefSeq lists its product as hypothetical. The transcript is spliced from 13 exons. The record is from RefSeq and is a predicted model, not a curated record. NCBI's taxonomy places the organism in Eukaryota, Metazoa, Platyhelminthes, Cestoda, Cyclophyllidea, Taeniidae. The coding region runs from base 1 to 4014 and encodes 1337 amino acids.
AUGGAGGCAUUUAUUCCCACCUCCGAUGUAAACACAGAGCCAUCACUCAUGGGACGAGUGAUAAAAGAGACGAGGAAAAGGAGAGGGAACCGCGCGAUCGAUAAGUCGGUGGUAUUGGGUGCCAAGAGGUCACGUGGGUUGCGGCAUGGCAACAAAGGCAAGAGGUCGGACAGUGGAAACAGCGACAGCAGCCUUACUGCACCCAAACGCACGUCAAAUAUGAAGAGGGAGAACUCAGAGAGUUCAGAGGGAAAGAAGAACAAGGCGAACAAAGCCACCAAAGUAGCGGCCACCUAUGUGCUCAUCAAUGGAGAGACUAAAAAUGACGUGUUCAACCUACGUUCGGACGUGAUGGUGAAGCGUCGCGGUGGCCUGAUGCUGAGUUGGACAGGUGCGCGGGUGGAGGUGCCGCAUGGGGCAGUGGGGGGUGCGCGGUCGCACCUCAUCUCAGCACCCCUGCCCGCAGCGGUGCGUGCUUAUGCCUGCCCCUGGCUCGGGCCCAACCUGCGUCUGGGCAGUGAUGUGCAUCUUCUUUGGUGCUCCGCCAAGCUGCGCAAACCCGUCCAAUGCUUCAUCCCCUUCUCCUACGCCACUGCCAUCGAGCUCACCACGCCGGAGGCCACUCAUAAGGCUGAGGAGGGUUAUGCUGAAAAAGUCAAAGCUGCGCGCGAGGCAGCGAAAGCUGCAGCAAAACAAGCCAAUGAAGGUAUUAUCAGCGACACCUCGAGCGAUGGCCACCACCAGGAGGGAACUGCACCCAACACAGAGAAGAGGAGGGACAAGAAGAAGGCUGGACGUCACGAGCGAGGCAAGACCGUUGACUACGUUGUUGUUGGCAUACCGCUCCUUGACACGCGCUCCGUCUUCGUUCUUCAGUCCAGAGUGGGCGAGAAUUUCUGGACUCUUAAAAGGGAUGUUGAGAUAGUACAGCCAACGGUCCACUACAUUGAAUGGCCAUCGCGAAUGCGCGAGGCUGCCUACAAGGCGAGCCGCUUUAGCGAGCACAACGCAAAGGGAGACAGUUCCUCUUUACCAACUGGACCGAGGGGCGCGGUGGGGGUGGAUGGCCGAGCGGGUUUGACUCUGUCGAGUGUCAAGUCUGGCGGUCGUGGGGGGCGCCGCGGUGGAGGCGGUGGGAGCGGAGGCGUUUCGCGGCAAGCCUCCGACGUCGAGGAGAUUAUGCGCGCCGCGCGCGAAGGUGUCUCGAGUCUGGAGGUGGCCAAACGAGCAGCCGUUUUCACCGGAGGUGUGAUCUUCCGCACUGACGAGUUAUACGACUUCAUCGCUGUCGUUAUCGGCACACCCUCUGAGACGGUGGCCUUCGAUUCGGAUGGAGGACUGUUGCGCUCCUCAAUCCUCCAUCCUCUUUUCAGUGUGCGUAUCCCCAAAUUCGCACUCAGGAACACCCUCACCUCCACAUUUAAGGCGAUACAAGUGCGCAAGGACUUGAUCGAGGCCAUCCACCACUUCGACUCGCAACUCACGGAGAUCAACGAGUGUUCCAACAUCUACGAGCUGGACCUGGGCACGGAGGCUUUUGAGAGACCAGUGACAGUAACGCUACCACUGCCCCGAUGGUACACCCAAAUGGUGGAGCAAAUGCAGGUGCAGCCCUCGCCCCAUCCCUCCGGUGCGGACAUUACCGAUGGUGACGGUGGAGGUGGAGGAAGUGGCGAACUGAUGCCUGAUCUGGAGGUGAACAAGCGAGACAGUCGAGUUCAUCGGUCAGCAGAAGCUACGGAAAGUCUCCGAGGGGGGAAGAAGAAUGAAAAAAAUACCGAUCAAGUGAACGUUAACAAUGAGAUCCCUUUGGAGGAGAGACCAAAAAACCUCAUUCUUGUGUAUCAGCGUCCAAUGAUGAAGCGCCAACUAGUCUGGCGGGCGUCCACAGGAGAUGUGAACAGUGACAACGUGGUGAGUCGGAAGCGUCAGAUAAAAUCGGGUAACUACCGCGACACGACCACCUCAGCAGUGCUUCGAGGCGACAGCUUGAACGCCAAAAAUGGAUGGGUGCACCUCCUUCUGGGUCUCAAAGGUGCACCCUGGAAAGACGUCCCCAUCAACGGACCCUUCACACCGCGCUGUCUGCAGAUCAACACCUACCAGCUUGGUCGGCUGCAAUCAAUAUUGGCACUAACCAAUGGGGCGAAGCCUUUGUGGACCAUCGAAGCAAUCAAGUCAUUUCAUUAUUCAAAUCCCUUUGACUUCGUUUUGGGGGAGGUUAGCUUUGCAAUGGUGUACUCAAACGAGCCUCAGCGGACGUCGUCGUCGAAAGUGGCGCAUCUGAUGGCGCGUCUGGAGGCACUGAGCGUGGCACCGCCGGGCGUGCUGCUGCUUUGUCUGUACACUGACCCCUCGCGGCUCUGUCUGUGGGUCGACUGUGUGCCCUCCACCAAGCUCAUUACCACCCUCGAGGAGCGACUCAAUGCUGGAUUUGUGCCCCUUGUGCAGGCAGGUCCCUCUGCGGCCAGCCCCUCAAGACGCUGUGCGGCGAUUGCGAACUGCGCCUACCAAAGCCUGCAGCACUUGCAGUCCGCGUCCGACAGCCCCCCGGACAAAUCUCCAAUUCCCAUCUUCGGUUCGUCCAAGUACCGAGUCAGUGGCUUUGAUCUGCUUCGCGUCCUCCUCUACAACGGGCUCUGUAUUCGCGUGGUGGUAAAGGGUCAAGUUCAAAUUCGAACUCGCGGCCUGUUCGACUGCUUUCUGAGUCUCCUAGAGGCCAAACGGAGCGCCCUCAAGCAACAGCAGGCGGCCGCUGAGUCCGCGGAUGCCGCGGAAAGCUUAACCACCACCGCUGCUGCUCCCACUUCAGCGACAGCGAUGGUAGCGGCGGCAGAGGAAUCAGCUCUGCUAACUGGGAAUCCAGAAAACGUUAGAUCCUCACAGACAACUGAUGGGGUCCCACCGGAGCAAUUCAUCACCACCACAGAGACACGAUUCUCCUUUCAUGACCUCCUCACUGACAGUGCUACGACAAUUGACCUUGAACCCCUUAAAGAGAGCUUCGCUCGUAUUGCUCUUCGACGCGCUCGCAAAGAGAACUUGAUCCGAAAUCUCAUGAACCGUCGGUUGGAGGAGCUGGAAGAGGUCAGGAGUUCAGAGACGGGGGUGGAAGUAGGAGAGGUGGGGCAAGAAGAAAGGGAGAAGGAAAUGGAACAGCAGAGUCACAACGUCCACAAUGUGUCAGAUUCCGAAGAUGACUCCUCUAUAAUCCUUCCACCUCUGCGGUUAAAUGAUGCCCAAUCAGAAGACGAAAGUGUGGAAGAGGAGGAAGAAGUUGUGGAGACGACCUCAGUACUUUCACGACAGUCACACAAUAUCGAGCGAUCGAAGAAGAUGAAGGUGGAGGGGAGGAAUAAUGAGGAUGAUGAAGAGGAAAUGGAGGAGGACGAUUGGGUGCCAUCUGGUGUGGACGGGGACGAUGAAAAAACCACUAUGGAUACUUUUCAAAACCUCCUUGAUGCCUUCUCGAACACAAACGCACCCCUACUGGGACUUCAUGUCACCAAGGACCUGUGUCGUCGUCUGACAACCAUUUACGACAAAGGACUCGCAAGUGAGGCUAUAGAAUUCAUUGACCGAGUAUACGAGAUUUACGCGGUUGGGCAGGUGGAGAUUUACCUCGUACAGCCCACGGAUAUGGCCCAGGUGCGAGAGCGAUCGAGGGAGGACGAAGUGGAGGAGGAGGAGACGGAGGUCAAGGGGACGAAUGCCUCUAAUCCAUUGGCUAAAGUUACUCCCCUCGAAGACGACGAUGUUGAAGGCGAUGAUAAAGCCACUUUCCACAGGGAGGCCAUUCUAGCGCAUGAGGUGGAUGAGGCUGCAGAGGACAAAGCAAGUGACGUUAAAUUCAGCGGGCGGAACCAGAGCAACAUGAAGUGGAAUAAGAAAGGGGAUCCCUCGGAUCCUGGCGGCAGCGCGCAACAGCCUCUCGCCUCCUACGAUCUGCUCAUUGAACCGGAGUUGUUCAUGCGAUUGGCUCCCAGGACGAAGAAGGGAGCCAAGCCCUCCUGA